This is a messenger RNA of Erinaceus europaeus (western European hedgehog), 4512 nucleotides long. Its product is annotated as protein S100-A15A-like. The transcript is spliced from 3 exons. The record is from RefSeq and is a predicted model, not a curated record. Lineage: Eukaryota; Metazoa; Chordata; Mammalia; Eulipotyphla; Erinaceidae. The coding region runs from base 82 to 519 and encodes 145 amino acids. Gene Ontology annotation, cellular component: cytoplasm. Gene Ontology annotation, molecular function: calcium ion binding; transition metal ion binding.
AGGAAUGCAAUUAGGGUGCAGGCAGGGCCUAGUACUUGGUGGAGCACCUGGCUGACCCAGCAGGGAUCUCCUGGAGCAGCCAUGGGCCAAAGCUGGAGCCGAAGCAGCCUCAUCUCAGUGGCCACAGCACUUCCAGAUUCUCCCCCUGUAGCCCCUGAGUCGCCUUCUGACCCGGCUUUGGGCCCACUGACCACACCAGACACGCCGGUGGAAGUGUCCCUCCUACGCAUCAUCCACUGCUUCCACCAGUACGCAGCCCGCGAGGGGGAUGUGGAGACACUGUCCUUGCAGGAGCUGCACGCCCUGCUCAGUGAGAACCUGCCUCGCUUCAUGGAUGGCUUGGGCCGGAGUGAGCCAUUUUGCAUCGCCCAGCUGUUCCAGGCAGCUGACAAGGACCGGGACCAGCAGAUCUGCUUUGAUGAGUUCCUCUAUGUCCUAGGCAAGCUGGUAAAGGACUACCACCUGCAGUACCACCGCCGGCUGUGUGCCCACUACUGCACACAGCAUGGCCUCUACUGAGGUCUGGUGUUCCCCUUCCCCCACCUGUAGGCAUCUGCCCAGAGCAAGUGCAUGGAAAGGACCACCAUGCAGGAGAGAAGAAAGUGACACCAUGACUGAUUCUGGUUAUUAUUUUGCUCACCAAGGGCUCCAGAAAGAGGAGUUUUGGCCCUGACGACUCCAUUGAUGCCUCUGGGAGUCCCCUCUGAGAGGGAGACACCCAGCUGCCUCAGUUUCUCCUUCUGAGGGAGAUGGUCCUUGCUCAGCAGGACAGGACCCAGGAGAAUGGGCUGCCCUGAUGUGGGCAUGAUUAUGUGGGCAUGAGUAUGAUCAUGAGGAUUUAGCAGUGGUUCCCCAAAUGCUAAGGAUCGGGGUGUAGUCUCACAUUCACAUGCAUGUACGGAAUGCCCAGCACCCACCACCUGGCUCCUGCACCCCCUUUCACACUGGCAACCACUAAGGUCUUCAAAAAGCCUGGGAGAUACUUCGGUUGCAUUUCUUUUUCUUUUGCAAGUUUGUCUGUUUUAGUUUGUAUAUCCGAGUGAACCCAUUUGGGAAGCUGUCACCUGCCUGUGUCCUUAUGCACAUAGCAUAAUCACCAUUUUGUCCCUGGUGAUAGCAUCUCAUUUUAUCUAUUUAUUUAUUUUGCCACUAGGGUUAUCACUGGGGCUCAGUGAUUACCAAUCCUGACCACUCAGUGAUCACCACUCCUGACAUCUGUUUUAUUUCUUUCUUUUUAGAUAGAGAGGGAGAGACAGACAGAGAGGGAGAGAGACACAGAGAAGAGUGAUACCACCACAUUGCUCUACUGCUGUGAAAUUUCUUUCCUGUAGGUGCUACCACGUGGUGGUCCAGGGCUUGAACCUGGGGCCUUACUCAGGGUAGUGUGUGUGCUCCACCGGGUAAGCCACCAAUCUUUGAUUGCAGAGUAGUAUUCCACUGAAUGCAUAUGACAAACUUUUUUAAUUCAGUUUUCUGCUUUGAUCCCAUAUUUGGACUAUUGUGAGCAGUAUAGGCUUGAAUGCAGGGCAGGCCCCACUUUUGAAGUUCUCCUUGCUCUGAAGGAGAGCCUCAAGGAAUCAGUGGACUGAGGCAGUUUGAUCAGGAUGGGUUUGGGAGGCAGUGUUGUCCUGAACAUGGGUAGCCAGCCCAGUCUGUGAAGUAGCUUUGUGCUUGCUGAGUCAGGAUCAUGGAGGGAUAGUGCUUCACAGACAGUGCAGCCUACUAUGGAUAAGAGCAAGGAGUGGAACCUAGAGACAGUCAAGGAAGACUUCCUGGAGGAGUUGGCUAGGCCUGGAUUUUACUAGUAAAAAGUGAGGCUGGCUGUGGGUGUGGCUCUGAUUUAGGGCUGUUUGUCACUCCUGACUUAGAGCUCAUGGUCUCUGAUACUCCUAGUUCAGUUUAUGCCUGCACAACCUCUCUUUCUCUAAACCCUAGGACCUGAUGGUGGAUUUUGGGGGGAAGUCUCUCCUGUGCUUGGAGCCCUGCCUGUCUGGGGCGGGGGUUGCUCCUGUGAGGGUGGGCCUGAGAACCCUAUUUUAAGGUGGCUUUGAUAGAAAUGACAGUGAUGCGUGAGCUUCUCUAUGGGGGCUGUUAUCUGGGGGACUUGAUAAGGGAGUCCCCCAGCUUGGCCUGGCUGCCAGACAAGACCAGCAGUGCCCUAUGGGUUCUGACCAGUAUUUGCCCCUGCUGCCACCCUGGGCCCACCCCCAUCUGCCACUGACCAGUGCUGGCUUCUCAGGCCUCAGCUGAUUCCUUCCCCACUCACUGGGGGUCUUGACCUGCUUUCUGGUCUGGGUGUUCCCCUGAAGGCAUGUGUCCUGUAUCACCCAUGCCACUGUGGGCACAGUGCCUCUCAGUGAGGGCUGGUUGGCUGCGUGCGAGUCUGAGGCUGGGGUUGGAGCCCAGUGGCCAAGUCUGCAGGCUGUUCAGUCCCUUAGACAUAGAGAUGCUGACCAGGGACUCUUCCUUCAGGCCCUGGGGGUGGGGCGGGGGCAUCCUUCCCUGUUUCACUGAAUUGUGAGGAGUUAGGGUUCUUCCUGUGGGGGUGUUGGGGAGGUUAAGAGUAUAGGGGGAGUGGGAGUAUAGGGGCUGCAGGGGUAUGGGGACACAGGGGUGUGGGGUGCUAGAGAAGUAUGGGAACAUGGGAGCUGGGGAGUGUGGGGUGUAUGGUGGUCUUGGGGGGUAUAGAGGUGCUGGGAGGUGUGGGGUGUCUCCACAUUCCUCCUGGUCUGGCCCCUUUCCUGGGCUUCUGCUGUGUGUGACCUGGCCUGGUUGUUGGGACAUAGAUCCCAGGUACUGAACAACUUCCUGCACACAGGAUCAGGGUGUGUCCCUCACUCCUCUUUCCAUCAGUCAGUCUGGUUUUGGCCUUGCCUUUCCUGAGCUGUCUUCAGCCAGUCACCCAGCAUUGGCCCACCCUUCCCAGAGGUUGUCUGUGCCUGGUCAGUCUGUUUAAGUGCAGUAUUUCCAGGGGUAACACUGUGGUCAGCCAUCACCCCCACUCCAAACCCCACCCCAGAUAGGCACCCAGUGUAGACACAGCCAGGGCUAAGGGCUGCCUCCCUGUGGCACUUGGGAUGGACUUUCUUAUGUUCUGGGUGGACAGUGCUGCACCCCCCCCCCCCUUAGGGCACUGGCUUUAAGGUGACAUCUCCCCUUAAAGGGUGAAGAAUCUGGGCAGACAUGAUCCCUAACCCCAUUGUUCCCCCACCCAGAUGAGUCAGGCUGCUUCCAUUGGGACUGGUGAGUAAGUACUAGGGAGAUUCUGACAAAAGCCACCCCUUGUUCUGUGUGCCCUUUGGGGACCUAAGCACAUGGAUGAGGCAGCAAGCAGGGCUACAGGACAGACUUCAGUUUACUCAUCCAUUCCUCAGGUGUGAGUCUACCUAUAAGAUCCACCUCACAGUAUCAUUAAGUGAGUGAGUGAGUGGACAUAGAAGCACCUUGAAAACAUGGUGUGCUAUGGGUGAGGUGCUAUUACUCAUGUAGGAGCCAACCAGUGAGUAAUGGACACACAUUAAACUCUCCGUCACUGGCUGAAAACUUGCUUUGGUACAGAUCAGUGAAGUCCUGUUUCCACACCAAGAGGUUGCCUAGCCUCUUGCCAAGGUAGUUAGACUGCAUUUUGGUUGAUGGUAUGUAUGUUCUAUCUUAUCCCAGACCUUGGCCAAGGUAUCAGGCUGUGCUUAUGGGAAUUUCUGCAGUGGGGAAGGGAUACUGCCAGGCUAGCUUCGUGGGCGGGAGAGAGACGACCAGGGACUCACAGCUGAGUGGUACGCAGUUCAGUCUUUAUUCAUAUGGAACGCAGCGCAAUCUAAGCUAUCUCUAAUCACAAUCUUGUCCUUAUAUAUCCUGAGGCGGAAGAGUCAAGUCUGAAGAGGAUGUAUGUAGGAUAGGGAGUGGGGAGAAGGAAAAAGCGUACAAAACAGUGAGGAUUAAACCAAUGCCCUGGAGGCAGGGUAUGCUUAGUUAACAGUGGUUAUGUAAAUAGAAUACCGUUUUAAGCAGGGGGGGAUUAAACCAAUGAAACAGAAGGGGUCUUAGAAGCAGAAUUUAGAAGCAUACCAACAGGAUACUAGCAUGGAGAGUCACUAAACACAUAAAAAUGGAAACACUCAAUCCAAGUUACACUAUGUUUUUUUCCUGUCUUGGGUGUGGUGUACUGUGCUUGAAAUAAAGGACUAGGGAUGGGGGGAAAGAGAUGGGAUGGAGGGGUCCUUGGGGUAUGAUGAGGGAAGGGGACCUAGGUUGGGGACAGUGUCUUGCAGACACUUAUCAUGGGGAGACAAGUGGUUGUAUCUAUGUGCCAACAACUGCACUAUAAACCAUCAAUCCUUCCAAUAAAACAUAAAAUGCAAAUAUAUUAUGUUAUAGUAAUACUACUGCCAAGCAAUUGUACAAAGCACAAGCAAACACUAAUUAGAAGAAACAUAUAUAGCCCUAUUUCCAUAGUUGCACUAUUCACAAUAGCCGAAGGGUGGAAGCAACCUAAAGGGUCAUCAACAGCUGACU